Messenger RNA from Brettanomyces nanus, 807 nucleotides. RefSeq lists its product as uncharacterized. Bases 1 to 807 code for a protein of 268 amino acids. The transcript has a single exon. The record is from RefSeq and is a predicted model, not a curated record. NCBI's taxonomy places the organism in Eukaryota, Fungi, Ascomycota, Pichiomycetes, Pichiales, Pichiaceae.
AUGAAAUUACGCCUUCCAAGCCUAAUAACUAUCGAUGCUUACAACACUCUUUACACUCCUCAUGCUUCAAUCCCCAUUCAAUACAACGAGAUCACCAGUAAGUUUGGUGUCUCCCUUCCUAUCAACCAACUGAAACUCAAGUAUGGUCAAGCAUACAAGCAGAUCAACUCUCAAUUCUCGAAUUACGGUAAGGCUGCAGGAUUGAGCGUCGAUCAAUUCUGGUACAAAGUGCUCUCUUCACUCUAUUCCGAUUUUCAUAAUAGGCUGGACUCAAUGCAGUUUGAUGCCAUGGUCAAUAACAUAAUCACAGCCUUCAAGAAAAAAGAGGCUUACAAGGUAUUUGAUGACUUUGUUGAUGUUGCUCAUUGGGCUGUCAAAGAAAAACAGAUACCCUUUUGUCUUGCAUCUAAUGCAGAUGCCGGCGUGACUCAUUUGGUCAUAGAUGAAUUUGGCAUGAGACCUUUUCUCAGCAAGAAUGAUGUUUAUCUUAGUUAUGACGUGGAGUAUUGUAAGCCCGAUCCAAGGUUCUUUGAAUAUAUAAUUGAAGAUCGAUUAAAACUUCAAGGAAUGACUAAGGAUAGUGCCAGUUAUGCUCAAAAAAGAGCCGAAUUGAUCCAAUUUUCUUGGCAUCUUGGUGACGAAUAUGAUAAAGACGUGGAAACCACACUAAAAAUGGGGAUGGGUGCUAUCCUAGUUGAUAGAGAUUACAGCUCAGGGUUCCUCAAGGCAAAUGAAACAGUUAAACAACUGGGAGAAAAAUGCUACGUGGUGAACUCGUUGACGGAGGUUCGAGACUUAUUUAAAUAA